Molecule: messenger RNA, 2211 nt
Organism: Penicillium angulare
Lineage: Eukaryota; Fungi; Ascomycota; Eurotiomycetes; Eurotiales; Aspergillaceae
Gene: prm1
Product: pheromone-regulated protein PRM1
Exons: 1
Coding region: 1-2211 (736 amino acids)
Cellular component (GO): mating projection tip
Source: RefSeq, a predicted model, not a curated record
AUGUUAUUCUCAAGAUCGAAGACUUCGAUCUUUCCUCUCCUUCCACCAUACGGCGCGCAUAACCCUCAAGAUGGCAGGAUUAUUCCUUUGCACCCCGAUGGUCUUACCCCAUACCUCGGACUCAGAGCUCGACUAUCCCAAGUAUGGAUAAAUCGCUGGACGAUACUGAUCCUCCUUAUACUCGUUCGUGUCUUAUUAGCGAUCGGAAGUAUUCGAUCCGAUAUGGCCAGUGCCAAACGCGAGGCCCUCUCUGCGUGUACAAGUGUGGAAUCCAUGGGAAGUGCCAUGGCAUCGAUGCCCCAUUAUCUCGCCUACGGAGUCAACGAAAUGGUGGCGGAUGGUGUGACAGACGCUGUGAGCGGUCUGAAAACCAUGCUAGACUUUGCCUUGACGGCUGCCGAGGAAAUUAUUAUUUUCAUUCUCAAAAUAAUGUACCAGACUUAUGCGUGCCUAAUCACUAUGGCCGUUCAUGGUGUCGCGGAUGUUGCUACAGAGCUGAUCGAGAGUGCUCUUGAUUUUGUGAACAGCACAAUCCAUACCGCCACAUCUGACAUUGCAAGUAUUGUCAGCGGAGUCACGAACGACCUUAAUAAAGUUGCAACACUGGUCAACAACAUUGGCGUUGAUCUUCCAACGAUCAAUGUCACUGGCGCCCUUGACGAACUAAAAGACUGGAGCAUCCCCUCGUCGAUUGAUGAUAAGAUCAAUACCCUCAAUAGUUCGAUUCCAAGCUUUAGCGCGGUCGAGAACUUCACAGAAACUAUCAUCUCGCUCCCGUUCGAAGAAGUGAAGAAAUUGCUUAAUGGGUCUUUGGGUGGUUAUACAUUCGACAGCUCUGUUCUCACCAUUCCAGAAAAGAAGCAAUUAACAUUUUGCAACGACAACGAUGGAAUCAACAGCUUCUUCGAUACAGUAACCGAUAUCGCCAUCACUGCACGAAAAAUCUUUAUCGUCGUUCUCGUCAUCGCAGCGGUGCUAGCUUGCGUUCCCAGCGCAUGGCAAGAAAUUCGUGGAUGGCGUCACAUGAAAGAACGCUCCCAGUUAGUUAGGAAGGAAGCCCAUGACCCAAUGGACGUGGUCUACAUUGUCUCGCGUCCGCAUACCGCUGCGGUUGGUAUCAAGGCUGCAAGUCGAUUUAGCAACAGCCGCCGACAGAUACUAGUUAGGUGGGCAGUGGCAUACGCAACCUCAAUGCCAGCACUCUUCGUUCUUGCUCUUGGUAUCGCGUCCCUAUUAGCUUGCCUUUGUCAAUGGAUCAUCCUGCACGAGAUAUCCAAGCAAGUGCCCUCACUCAGCGCGGAGGUAGGCGAGUAUGCCGAUAAAGUAGUCUCGGCUCUGCAAAACUCCUCUGCAGAGUGGGCUGACGCCGCCAACGCUCACAUCACGGACCUGGACAGCGAUAUCAACAAUAACAUGCUGGGAUGGGUGAACACCACAACGACUGCAGCCAAUGAUACACUGAAUACCUUUGUCGACAAAGUUCAAGGCGUUCUCAACGAGACAUUCUGGGGUACAAUUCUCUACGAGCCAAUCACAGAACUUUACAACUGUCUCAUCGGCCUCAAAGUACAAAGUAUUGAACAGGGCCUCACAUGGGUUCAUGAUAAUGCCCACGUCAACUUCCCUCUUUUCCAAGACGAUGUUUUCUCCAAAGGUGCAAACGAGAGCAUAUCAAAUAGCACUUCCGAUCCUUCAGACAGCUUCCUGUCCGACGCCGGCGAUGAAACGGCCAACAAAAUCACUGAGGUUGUGAACGCUGUCAUUAGGACAUUAGAGGCGGCUCUCCGCAUAGAAGCUAUCAUCGCUACGGCCAUUUUCCUUCUAUGGGUCCUCAUCGCCCUGAUGGGAGUUGCACGCGCAAUGUUCUUAUGGUGGGGACGCGACCGAAACCGCGGCGAUGGGGGUGGCCAUGCAAUAGAUCCUGUGCCGAAUUACCCUCCACCACAACCGGAUUCCCGUGGCUUUAUCGAUGUUCCUCUUACUGCUAUGCCGAAGGGUUUAUCUACUGGACCUGACGUUCCGCAGUAUGAGGCGAAUGCUCCACGGGCUGUAGCGCUGCAGAAUGAUCCGUUCCAUGAUGCUCAUGGGUACAAUAUUGAUGAAAAGCAUGGGUUUGCGGGUCAGCGGACUGCACUCCAAGUUCAUUCUACACCUACCGUUAGGCAGAGUAACCAUGUGGAGUAUGAUGUGAAAGGAGUGAAAGAGGUUUAA